Plasmodium knowlesi strain H is the source of this 3582-nucleotide messenger RNA. Its product is annotated as structural maintenance of chromosomes protein 3, putative. Lineage: Eukaryota; Apicomplexa; Aconoidasida; Haemosporida; Plasmodiidae. Gene Ontology annotation, cellular component: chromosome. Gene Ontology annotation, molecular function: cohesin loader activity; double-stranded DNA binding; protein binding. Gene Ontology annotation, biological process: mitotic sister chromatid cohesion. The record is from RefSeq and is a predicted model, not a curated record. The transcript has 21 exons. The coding region runs from base 1 to 3582 and encodes 1193 amino acids.
AUGUACAUAAAACAGAUAAAACUUAAAGGGUUUCGGACUUACAAAAAUGAAACGACCAUUGAUUUUACCAAGGGGAUAAAUUGCAUAGUUGGGUUUAAUGGGUCCGGGAAGAGUAACAUCCUGCUAGCCAUCGAGUUCAUACUGAGUGAUAUGUGCGAAUACAAGCAGGUCUUUUUACACGAAGGAAUAGGAAAUGCAGUUCGGAGCUGUUACGUAGAAAUAAUUUUUGACAAUUCGGAAAAAUAUUUUAGCAUGUUUAAAGAAAAUGAAGUUAAAAUAAAAAAAGUUAUGGAAAAUAUGAAAUGUGAAAUCUACGUGAAUGAAAAAAAUAUCAGUAAAAACCAAUACGUAGAAUUACUAGAAAGUUGUGGAUUAUGCGUUAAUAAUCUGUACAACAUAAUUAAGCAAGGACAAAUAAUAAAAUUAAGUAACAUGAAAGAUGAAGAAAUUUUGAAUUAUUUAAAGAGUAUAUUGGGCGCGAAAAUAUUUGAAGAGAAAAAAAAAGACGCGUUAUCAAUGCUCAAAGAAUGUGAUGCCAAAAAAGGAACCAUCGAAAAGGAGUUUCAAGAAAUGAAUACAAAGUUGGAAAGUCUACAAGCAGAGUUUGAACAUUUUUUAGAAUAUAAAAAAUUGGAAAAAGAGAAAGUUCAUUUAGAAUAUCAUUUGAACGAAAUAAAUUACAAAAAUGUAUAUAAAGAAACACAAACGCUGAAAUCUAAGUUGCAAGAAUUGAAGAAUAAAACACAGGACGAAGACAACAACUUAAGCUUAACCAACAACACCAAGUCGGACUAUACGGAACAAUUGAACAAAAUGAAAUUAGAAAUUGUUUCUUACCAAAAUGAGCUCGAUAAAUCAGUGUCGGAAGAAAUACAGAACAAAAGAAAUAUCAUACAUCUCGAAAUUCUAAUUGAUGAAAAAAGAAAGGAGAAAAAAUUAAAGGAGUCCAAAAAUAAAAGUAAAAUUGAAAACCUCAACCAGAUUAACGAUUUCAUUUUGCGCGUUACUGAGAAACUGCAGAGCCUGAAGAGCGUUAUGAAUUUGAAGGAGAGGGAGAUAGAGGACAAGAAUAACGAGAUAAAUAUGUUGCUAUCGGCAAACCAGACAAAGAACGCCAAGGACGGGAAUUAUUCGCAUAAUGUAAAAAAAAUUGAGAAGAUGAUAGGCGACAUCAACACGGAGUUGUCCGUCCUGGAGAAGGAGGCAAUAAAAAACGAGAAAUACUUAAAAGAGCUGGAAGAGGAGUCCAAACAUUUAAAAAACAGUGUUAAGGAGAACAAGACAUUAUCGGAAAAGUGCGCCGAUGAAAUAAGCCAACUGAACAGUAAAUCGGAGAGCUGUGUCGAGCAGAAGAGGCAGUAUCAACAGAAAAUCUCGGAGGGAACAGCAAAUCUGAAUGUCGUAAAAAGCCAACUGAUUGAAGUGAAUGACAAAUACGAAGAAAUGAUAAAGAGCUCAAACAAAGAAAUUGUCAAGAUGGUGGAGCUGAUCUUGGAGGACUCCAGCAUACACAAGGAAAAUGUUUUGGGAUUCCUCAUUGAUAACAUAAACGUGGACAAAACGUACGUGAAGGCCGUGGACACCGUUCUGGAAAACCACUACUUCACGCUCAUCGUUGAAGACAUGAAAACGGCGAAAAAAAUAGUCGAAUUUAUAGAAAAAAAAAGGGAAGAAAAAAAAAAAAAGGAAUUCGAGUUUAAAGAUUUCUUCUUUGGGAAACUAACCAUCGUUCCAUUGUUGAACAUAAGAAAGUACAGCGAUUUCAUAUAUCCUAAUGACAAAAAUAUGGUUCCCUUAAUAAACUGUGUAAAUUACAACAGCAAGAUAUAUGAGUUUUUAAAGAGCAUCUUAUUUAAAACGGUUAUCGUGAAAUCUUUAGAGUGUUGUCAAAAUUAUCUGGAGGAUAACUACAACUGCGUAAACAUCGACGGGGAUUACCUGAGCAAGCAGGGUUUUAUGUACGGAGGGUACAACAAAAAGAAGUACGGUGUUUACACCAUAUACAAUAAGCUGAAAGAGUUAAAGGAAAAGGAGAAGAAGGAAAAGAGCGCCAUCGAAGAAAUGUCCAACAGUAUCGAUAAAAUAGACGAGGAGUUACGAAUCAUCUAUGAUAAAAAAUCCAACACCGUAGCCCAAAAAAAUGGGUGUCUAACGACACUGAAUUCAAUUACGAAUAACAUUCACGCAAAUGAUGAAAACAUACGAAUAACUAGCGAAAAAAUAAAACAGAUUAAAGAGAAGAAAGAACAUCUGGAGGAUUAUAAAGAGAAGCUAAAGGUGCAGAUACUGCAACUGCGAAAUAAUAAUGUGAACCCAGAUGAGUCGCCUAAAGGAUCCGUAGAUAUCAACACCUUGAAUGAGCAAGUCAAAAAACUCAAGGAGGAACUCAAUAAAGUUACCAAUGAGUACGACGAUUUUAAGAACAAGUUGGAGCUUCUGUAUCAGAAGAGGAGCGAGAAUGACUCCAACAUCUACAUGGAAGAGUACGAAGACGUCGAUAUAGACGAGUACACAAAAGAGCUGAGGGAAAAGAAGAACAACAUCGAAAAGAUUGAAAAGGAAAAGAUGCUCUACGAACAGAAGAUAAAACAGAUUAACAAAGACAUGGAAAGCGUAAAAUCGAGCUUAGACAAAAUCUACAUAAACGAAAAGAAACACAAAAAGAAAAUUUUGGACCUGUGUCAUCAGAUGAAUCAGAUAAAUGAGGAGCUUCGCAUUUUGGAAGGAAAGGAAGAAAACAUACGAAAAAAAAAAAUAAUUUUGCCUCAAGGGAUAAAAGACCCAAAUGAAUAUAAAAAUUACGAUAAGCAAGAGUUGUCUGCGAAGCUUAAAUCCAUAACACUGGAACUAAAAAAAUAUUCCAAUGUAAAUGAAAAGGCUGGAGACAGACUGAAUAUACUAAUGAGCGAUUUUAAUGAGCUGAAGAAAAGGAACGAGGAGAUAAGCACGUCAUAUAAAAACAUUAAGGACAUGAUACAGCAUAUUGGAAAGAAGAAGGACGAAGCGUUAGAGGCUACGUACUUAAAAAUCAGUAAAUAUUUCUCCGAGUAUUUCUCAUUGCUUUUUAAGAAUCGGAAGGCUACCUUGGUGCUUAAAAAAAUGAGCGAACAGGAGUACAAGGACAUCUUGAGGGACGGCAAUGAAAAAAGGGCGCGGAAAAAGAUGAUUGACGACGAAGCCUACGUUGACAAAAUCACGGGCAUUUCCAUCAACAUCACUUCGAAGGAGGAUGAGAAAAUGAGUUACACAAUUCAGGAGUUGUCUGGAGGAGAGCGCAGCAUUGUAGCCAUUUGCUUAUUUCUGUGCCUGAACAAAAUCGAUAACUUUUCCUUUUUCUUUUUCGACGAAAUUGACGCGGCCCUGGACACAAUCCAUCGGGACAAUCUCUCACUCCUCUUGCGGGAGCUAGCUCAAAGAGGAACCCAGUUCAUAAUCACGACAUUCAGGAAGGAACUCCUGGAGUACUGCGAAAAUAUGUACAUCGUCAGGAUAGUGGACCGCGAAAGUUACAUUGCCAGGGGGUCGAAGAAGGAAGCCUACGAAAUAAUUAGCAUCGAGGAAAAGAACGCUAUAGAAAAUUAA